AUGGAAGCUUCAGAACUAGUUAAUUUUAACAGGGUUUGUGAAACGGGUACUCGAAAUUUGACGCCAGUGAAACCUAGACUAGGUAGAUUUUUGGAUGUUUAUUCACCUGAGCAUCUAAAUUUGACGCCGAAAACCAAACCUCAACUUGGUUUCACUGAAACGACUAAUGAAAACCACAACUUCCUUACUCCUGCAAAAACAUUGCAAUAUGACAAUAAAUGCAGGACUGCUAAAGUCCACCAUAAACUACAAGAUGUUUGGAAUCACUCAUUUGAAGGUAAUCAAAGCUUCCCACGUAUAAGACGCAAGAUACAUCCAAUAAGAAUGGAUUUAGAGACUCCUACUAAAGUGAAACAAACAACUGACUUAGUGAGAGUUGAUGGUCCAAAUGGCCUCCGCUUCAACACUUCUCUAGCAGUAGGUGAUGUUGCUGGAUCACCAGCACAAUCUCAAACUGAACGCUUGCAGCAAUCCAUCAAUCCAAGCAAGGCUGUAUUUACCAUAGAGCCAAGUACUUUUAAGAUACUCAUAGUAAACAACAAAGCAUGCUCUCUUUUGGGAUAUUCAUCAGGAGAAUUGUGUGGUCUCCGCUUUUCUGAACUUCUCCGCAACAGAAAUUGUAAGACCUUUAGUUUACAUGAACAAGAAGAUGGUGAUGCAUCGGAAGAUGGAACUAUUGUUUUACUUAGUGGGAAGGUGGUGGAACUCCUAACCAAAGAUGGAACGUCUGUGCAAGUCUCUUUGUGGAUAAGACAGUUGGACAAUGAUGGACCCUGCUUGGUUGUUGCAGAACCUGUCAGCUGCAAAAAUGUAGUGUUGACUGUGGAUGCAGAGACAGGUAUCAUAGUGUCUUGCGAUGGUGGUGAUGCUGCUCUGCUGUUCCAAGCCGACUCGGCCGAGAAGUUAAUCGGCUUACCCAUCGCCUCUCUCAUACCUUCCAUACAAUUGCCAACUUAUGAUGCACCAAUUUCAAAGAAUAUCUCCAAACAAAAGGCUACAGGUAGAACCUUAGAUGGUGGUUCAUUUCCACUCUGCCUGUGGAUAGCAAAAUCAAAUAAUAUUGAAAGCUCACCUUGGUCAGGCGUAAAGAGCAGGGAGAGAUCUGUAUUUAUUGUGAAUGUUCGGGUAACAUUUAACGUGAGCGGUCUACUCGUCGUUGACGAAACGGGUAUCAUAACAGCGUGUAACCAACACUUCGCUAUGCUGACUUUCGGCAAGUCACUCUCUGAUGUCAUCGGCCAUCACAUCAAUGACGUCAUUCCGAACUUCUGCCGAGAGUCAGACAUGGUUAAAGUGUCUGAUAGGAGUAGAAAUAUGACUCUAUCACCUGUCAAUAAUGGAAACAAUGGAUCAGUUUCUGACACAGAUGAAGAUUCUUGUGGAGCAUUUAAUGGUAGCCAGAAAUCGGCCUGUAUGUCUCUUAAUGUUCAACAAUCUAUGCAAUCAAUUUCCACAACAAGAGAGAAGUCAUCCAGUGCACUGUGCCUCGACAAAUCUUGCAGCCUGAUCACUCACACACCAACACCGACACAAGACAUGGUCUCAAGUAUUAGUACUACUGAACAGAGAAAUGACACUUCAGCACUUCCAGACAUGACAUCUGGAAUGUCAGGAAUAUCCAUAGAUGAUGAAAACUAUUGUCAUAGUAGCAUCUCGAAGUCUCGAUCGGAAAACAUACUACGUUCAGAACAAAGUAGUAACCCUAGCCAACAAAUAUCUCCCAAACCGUCAGAAUCCAUUUAUUACACAUCACAGCAUUCUCAGGAGUUAACACCUACCGGGAGUACACCUAGAGUACGUUUAAAUGAUCCAUCUUUACGGUUAUCCUUCGAUUCUAGUAAAUACAAAUCUUUAAAAGUGAACCAAACUAAGGAAGACAGAAGCAGUAUAUCACUAGACUUUUGUGAUUCAAAUGAAACAAGUGCUGACUUUCUUACGCCUAUUAACGAGAUGCCACUGCCUGGUUGCGAAAUUGAGGAUCUGCCGAAACAUAACGGGAAUGAAAGUGUGGACAGUUUAAGUAACGACAUUGAUUUAGAAACCCAGACUGAAUCGGCACCCAGAAAGAAAUUCGAAGACGAUCCGCCGGAGACUCCAUGCGUUGUGAAGAGGGCGUUGCGGAGCCACAUGAGCGUGAUGACGUCGACGCCGCAGCAGAGCAGAGCGGGAGGGCGGCUGGGCCACGAUUGCCCGCGUUCGCUCGGCGACGGCACCUACCGCGGCGUCGUACUGCACAAGGACGGCACUGAGCUCAACGUGGUGUACACGGUGUCGAGCAUGCAGCUGUGCGCGGGCAGCCGCGUGCGCUACGUGUGGCUGGGCGUGCGGCUGGAGGACGCACCGCGCCACACCACGCUCGCCUCCAGCCUCGCCUCCACUGCCGACAACUCGCUCGUGCUGGGCAAUAAAUCGGCUGGCAGUAGACCACAGUCUAUGUCCCUAAUGAGCCAAUGUGGUGACGAACAAGUGGCUGGUGAAUACAGCAAACAUUACGUCACACUAAAACAAAUAGGCAAAGGAGCAUACGGCUGUGUCAAGAUGGCAUACCGUAGGUCAGAUCGACUUCUUACCGUCGCAAAAUUUAUCCUGAAGGAGAAAGUCGGUGUACAUUUUUGGGUGGAUGGAUCUGAUGGCCGAAAAGUUCCAUUAGAACUUAGUCUUCUAUUGAAAUUAAAACAUCCUAAUAUUGUGAGCGUGGUUGAUGUUUUCGAAAACGACAAAUAUUUCCAAAUGGUGAUGGAGAAGCAUGGUGCUGGAAUGGAUUUGUUUGAAUUUAUUGAACGUAGGCCCAGACUAGAUGAGCCACUUAUUAGUUAUAUUUUCAGACAGAUAGGACAAGCAGUGGAAUACUUGCACUCGCUGAAUAUCCUGCACCGCGACAUCAAAGACGAGAACGUGAUCAUCGACAACAGGUUUCAUGUAAAGCUAAUCGACUUCGGCUCUGCUACCUUCAUGAGCCCCGAUACGCUCUUCUCCACUUUUUACGGUACCACUGAGUACUGCAGCCCGGAAGUACUAGCUGGCAAUAAAUAUGCCGGACCCGAGCUAGAGAUGUGGUCGAUGGGGAUAACACUUUAUGUGCUGACAUUUUUUGUUAACCCAUUUUCUGACAUUGAAGAGACUAUACAAGGACUCCUCGCAUUGCCGCAGAUUGUCUCUGAAGAUUUAGAGCAACUUCUUCGUUGGAUGUUGUGCAAAGAACCAGCAAACAGAUGUACGGUAGGUCAACUUAUGUCACAUCCAUGGAUUAAACAACCUGUGGCCAUCACCAACUACAUAUUUCACGAAAUUGUUGACUGUGAUCGACAUGAAGCAAAUCCAGAAAUGUAUUACAGUGGUGGGAGCAUUAGUUCACCUAAAAGUGGGUCUCCUGUAUCGUUAGCUGAUCCAGUUCUUAAAGAACGUUCAAACCCAUCAGAAGUAGCAAUCAGGUCGGAUCUCAAGAACGUAUCACGCGAGGAACCUAAGCGUAGUUCCCUUGCCUUGCAAGCUCUCUCCACCGCCGACCGUGACGCGCACUCCGACAACUACAGCCUACGAUCCUCCGCCGAUAUUUUGGACAUAUCAUCGAAACCGGUCUCGGACGCGGCGCUGACCGACAUCAGCUCGGACGCGACCGGCCACGCCGCGUGCGACAUCGAUUGCGACUGUGACCACUACGACUGCGACAGCUGGGACGAGUGCGAGCAAGACAGCUUCUCAUAA
Messenger RNA from Parnassius apollo (apollo), 3705 nucleotides. The record is from the annotation of a GenBank genome assembly. Lineage: Eukaryota; Metazoa; Arthropoda; Insecta; Lepidoptera; Papilionidae.